GCACUGCACCUCCACACAUUACGGUGCUCGGCUUGAGCACAACUCGAUGUUGCGAUGGGAGUAACAGUGUAACAAGCAAGGUGACGGGCAAGGCGAGCCGCUCGGCGUUUCACUGCAGUUGUCGUAACUUUGUAUGUAUCUGUGACACGGAAGCUUUUGCUUUGACGCCAGGUUUUGAGCAUUUUAUUGUCAUUUUAACACCCAGUACCGUUGACAUCUCUCGUUAGGUGUGCGCAGUCUCGAGCCGCGAUUUAGACAAACAUCUUGAGGUGCGCUUACCCUGGGGAUCUUGCUACAUUUACGGGUUGUGUACAUUUUUUGGAGCUGAAAAUAGCGCAAAAAGGGAAAAAUACAGAAGCAGGGAUGCUGAAAGUCACCAUGCCCUCCUCCAGAUCUGGAGCCGCAUCAGACUACUGGAUCGACGGCUCUAACAAGGAGACCUUGGCAGAUUAUUACGAGCUGGAGUCUGAACUGGGACGGGGUGCGACCUCUGUUGUGUUCCGAUGUAGGCAGAAGGGAACUCAGAAGCCAUAUGCAGUGAAAAUGCUGAAGAAGACAGUGGACAAGAAGAUUGUUCGUACUGAAAUUGGAGUUUUGCUCCGGCUUUCACACCCAAAUAUAAUUAAACUGAAAGAAAUAUUUGAGACUCCCACAGAGAUCAGUCUGGUGCUGGAACUUGUCACAGGAGGCGAGCUUUUUGACAGGAUUGUGGAGAAAGGCUAUUACAGUGAGCGGGAUGCUGCAGAUGCUGUUAAACAAAUUCUGGAGGCCGUGGCGUACCUGCAUGAGAACGGUGUUGUCCAUCGGGACCUGAAGCCUGAGAACCUUCUCUAUGCCACCCCUGCGCCCGAUGCACCACUCAAAAUAGCCGACUUUGGAUUGUCAAAAAUUGUGGAUGACCAGGUCACCAUGAAGACUGUGUGUGGAACGCCUGGAUACUGUGCUCCUGAAAUUUUGAGAGGUUGUGCUUAUGGGCCUGAAGUUGACAUGUGGUCAGUGGGAGUCAUUACCUAUAUUCUGCUUUGUGGUUUUGAACCAUUCUAUGAUGAACGAGGGGACCAGUAUAUGUUCAAGAGGAUUUUAAACUGUGACUAUGACUUUGUCUCCCCCUGGUGGGAUGAUGUGUCAUUGAAUGCUAAAGACCUGGUAAAAAAGUUAAUUGUACAGGAUCCUAAGAAACGUCUCACUACUCUUCAAGCCUUGCAACACCCCUGGGUGACCGGGAAGGCAGUUAAUUUUGCACAUAUGGAUAACGCUCAGAAGAAACUUCAAGAAUUCAAUGCUCGUCGUAAAUUAAAGGCAGCAGUCAAAGCUGUUGUUGCUUCAACCCGCUUGGGAAGUGCCAGUAGUCAUGGCAGCCACGAGAGCAGCAAAAACAGUCAUAGCGCAUCACCCAUCCAGGAGGCGGAGCCCAACACUGAGCAGACACAGGACCAGGCACAAAUAGAAAGUGAAGGCUCUUAGGCCUCUAGUGAUGUCUGCCUCAGAAACUUUUCUGCAAUCCUUUGUUAACUGCAGAGUCGGAAAGCUUUAAAAGGCUGUAUUCUUGGUUCCUUUCUGUUUAUUUUUUCCCUCAGAUUCAAUACCGAUGGUCAUAAUGAUGUCUGGGACUGGAGAAAAGUCACACAUCACCGAAUCUGUAAUGCAUGUGACUGCUUUUAUCAAAAUAAAACUAGCACAAGACAGCCUGUGUGACAUGUGAAUGGGCACCAUGCUAUGAAAAUGCCAAGUGUUUCACCAACAUGUGAAUCAGAUAAUUCUUGCAACCACCUAUUCGUUUGCUUCCUUUCUAGGGUUUCAAGGACUCGCCAUAUUGUGCAGUUGGACAAUAAUGAUUUUACUGUGGGUUAUUCCAUUUCUUUUACUUUUUUAUUUUUUAUUUUUUGCCUGAUACAUCUCAUGGUAAGGUAGAGCAUUCUUGGACUGCACGCUUUGCAAAUAAAUUAUCAUACUCUCUGUAAGUACGGGGUGGUGGGGGGCAGAGGUGCUUUGAAAGAUUCAGAUUUCAAAAUGUUUACAGAACUUGUUUAGAUUUAUAUGCAAAAUACAUUCCACUGAUUAAAACAGCAGAUGAGUUGAGAAUUUCAAUACCUUUCCUGAUGGCCAUAAUGUCGAACCUUUCUUGAUCUUCUAGGGAGAAUGAAUGCCUUACUGUACCGUCCAUGAUUUAUACAUUUUAUUAACGACAAAAAAAGAAUUUCAUACCUUGUAAUUGUUAUGCUGAUAUUGAAAACAAUAUUUGUGCAUGCAAUGCAACCAUUAUGCACAAAGACAAACAAUUUACACUGUUGUACAUAGAAAAACUCUCAUUUGUAGCGAUUAACAUUUAGGUGUCAUGAACUUUUACCGUACUAUAUUUACAGGGCUAGCUUUGGAGUGUAGACUCUCAGAUUUUGUGUAUGGAAGAAUGUCCCAUGUAUAUUUAAUAAAAAAAGGGUAUUCAUUUUAUUAGUAUUUUUUACUUUGCUUUUGCACCAUCAGGGCAACAGUUUACUAAAUGUAACGUCUAGCAAUAGGAGCAGUCCGUUUAGUGGACUGCACGUCUUAUAUUUUACAUAGCUUUUAUUUAAAACCUUAAUUCCCUGUUCUUCCUGAAAUUAGUGUGACAUCUUGUGUGUUACUAAAAAUUUGUAAUUAUUGCUAAGGACAGGAUGAAUUUCUUAGAAAGCAGUGCAGCCUCAUUUGCUGUGCCACCUUUAAUGGUUGCAGUGCCAGAGUAGAAAGGGGUGACGGGUAAUGUCUUCUACACAAUGCCAAAACACUUAUCCACUGCUGUUGUUAAAUAAUACAUUUGGUAGGCUGAAAGUGAAAUUGAGAUUGAUAAAAUAAAAUAUAUGUAUGGGUGUUUAUAGUAUAUAUGGCUGUCAGAUUUAAUGAAUUAAAACAUUCACUUUAUUGCUUUACAUUUCAAAUUCCUAAUGAAAUUAAUGCACUUUAUAUUUCUCAUGUAGCUCCAGUUAAAACAUUUAUUAAUUAUACAGUACAUGUGUCAUGGCAAAUGCACCUUUAUAAAUGAUUUGUAACUUUAUUGAUUAUUUCUAAACAAAAGCAUUUUGUUGUUGAUUAUCUGUGUCACCCAUUAAAGAUAAUUAGAGUUAAGGCAAGGUUAGAGCUAUUCAAUAAAAUUAUGAAUCUUUUAUAACAUGUGCUGUUGUAAUGCCUUCACAUGAAUGUAAUGACAUGAUCAGCUAAAUAUAUGUGGCUGUCCAAUCAAUUAUAAACUCCCAUUAAUUCUGCUUGGGACAAUGGAAGCCAGAGCCUGUUCUGCUGGAGUUAUCGAUAUGGGUCCAGCUGCAGACCUCUGCAGAUCUGCGAUUCAGUAGUUCCGCUGAACAGCCAAUUAGAUUUCAGGUUUCUGUCACCUGGUGUGCUUGACUUGAGUCAGUUAACUCUCACCCAACCCUAACCUUAACCAUAGUGUAACUAAGUGACACAAAGCAAUAACCUCCUCAAUGGAGUGGAGCUCUGGAAGUCUGCAGCUAGAGUCUAUUGGGGUUACCAGUGAAUGUAUCUGAAAUUUGAAUGUUAUAUAUUUAAUGAAAAACAAUCCACGAGUUCUGCUGUCAGAGUUUAAACUGCAGAGGGAAAAAAACAAACCUCAGAAAGUCAGAAAACAGGCAAAUUAAAAAAAAAAAAAAUUCUCGUCAUCGUCUGGUUUUUGUUUUUCAUUUUUUGAAGCUGGCCAUUGGUCUCAAAAGUGUAUAAAACAUCAUUAUUGGGGUUUGAAGGCCAAGUAGUCUAGAGGUUAGGUUGGUUUGUUGAUCUUUUAAUUUUUGAUAGAAUUGUUAAAAAUUAGUGCCAUUUCUCCGCAGUGCCAUUUUGUUUUCUUUAUUUGUGCCGUCAUUUUGAGAAAGUGUUGUUGAAGUUCGCUUUGCUUUAGCUAAGCAUAUCGACUAGGAGUGUGCCAUGUGUGAUGUUAUUACCGUCCACCUCCAGUUUGUUCAACUUUAUGAAUACAAUCAACAACAAAAUUCUAGCGUUAGUUCUUGAGAGUUUGAUUAUCAUUUGUUACGAUUUCUUUUGCAUUUCUUGACAGUGAUUCUCUUCUUGUGUCUUAGCUCGAGUUAUGUAAACCUUUCUGGUUAUCGAAUUUUAUUUGUCAGGAGCAGGCACUGAUAGCACAUUGCUGCACCCACCACACAAUGAACCAACUGUAUUGAGACCCGAGUACAGUGAGUGGCACGUCAGCACCACUAACACAAUGUGAGGUUUUUUAUGGUGACUGGAGUGCCAAUCCUGCCACCAACCCCCAAGUUUUCCCUGUAUGUUGGACGACCUGCUUGCUUCAAUUCUUGUGUUUUCUAAUUAAAGUUUUUAUCCUCUCAGUUUUAACUGUGGUGUGCUUACUCAUCACAAUCCAUCUCUUGAUUCCUUCUUUAUCAAAAUCGACUGCCAUCCUGUGUAAUCAUUACAUUUCUUAAGAAGAUUUUAUUCCUUAUGGAAGUCAAGUUCAUCUUCUUCUACUUUAACCUCCUUGGCAUUAAUCCUGAGUGUCACUCAGGUUAUAAUCUGUUAUAAUCCGAUGUACACUGUUAACCCAGAGCAACACUUGGGAGAGCCAGCUAUUGAAUAAAAUAACAUUAUGCUGCAAAAAAAAAAAUCAGGAAUAUUACUGUGCAUUUUAAUAUUUUAUGGUAACUCAUUCAUAUUCAUGAGUGGGGUGGAGCCAAAACCAAAACAUACAAAAGCUGCAAAACCAGUUUUAGAACAAA
Molecule: messenger RNA, 4712 nt
Organism: Polypterus senegalus (gray bichir)
Lineage: Eukaryota; Metazoa; Chordata; Cladistia; Polypteriformes; Polypteridae
Gene: camk4
Product: calcium/calmodulin-dependent protein kinase IV
Exons: 11
Coding region: 364-1464 (366 amino acids)
Biological process (GO): protein phosphorylation
Molecular function (GO): calcium/calmodulin-dependent protein kinase activity; ATP binding; calmodulin binding
Source: RefSeq, a predicted model, not a curated record